Gigantopelta aegis is the source of this 835-nucleotide messenger RNA. RefSeq names its product protein usf-like. The record is from RefSeq and is a predicted model, not a curated record. Lineage: Eukaryota; Metazoa; Mollusca; Gastropoda; Neomphalida; Peltospiridae. The coding region runs from base 128 to 835 and encodes 235 amino acids. Gene Ontology annotation, molecular function: hydrolase activity. The transcript has 3 exons.
AACAACUAACCCGCUGGCUUGGAUAAACAGCCCAGAUGGCUGAGGAAAUGUUCUAUGAAGAAUCGCCCAGAAGUUGGAUGUACGUAGUGUUGAAACGUUGAUCGCCGAAGAUUUUAGCCAAAGGAAAAUGGCAGGUACUGCAAAAUUUAACAAACUGGAUGCUCUGGUGCAGAUUCCAUCAAAGAACGCCAAGGGAAACGUUCCUGCCGUACAGUUCGGCAAGCCCCAGGUGGAUUCGAAAACUGGACUUGUGGUGCUGCAAGAAUGGUGGGGCCUGAACGAUCAGAUACAAGAGGAAGCCCAGGCCAUCGCGAGACAAGGCGGCUUCGUCACGAUGGUUCCCGAUCUUUACCGAGGGGAGAAGGCUGUAGACAACGAGAAGGCUGGUCACUUGAUGAACAACCUAGACUGGCCUGGGGCGGUGGAAGACAUCAGAGGGUGUGUCAAGUAUCUGCUGGAGAAGGGCUGUACCAAGGUCGGGGUCACUGGAUUCUGCAUGGGUGGGGCGUUGGCAAUGGCUGCUGCUGCGCUAGUUGAAGAGGUGAGCGCGGCGGCUCCGUUUUAUGGAAUCCCAGGCGACGGCUUGUGUGACAUUUCUAAAAUAAGCACGCCCCUACAGUGCCACUUCGGCAGCAAAGAUGCAAUGGCCGGAUUCACGGCGCCCGAAGACCAGACCAAGAUGAAGGAGAAGUUGGACAAAGGAAAGGUUCCGUACGAAUUUUACUCUUACGACGCAGGCCAUGCCUUCACACACAAAGGAGGCCCCAACUACAACUCGGAAGCAUCUGAGCAAGCUCUAAGAAGAAUGUGCGAAUUCUUCAAAAAGCAUCUCUAG